Molecule: messenger RNA, 3311 nt
Organism: Siniperca chuatsi (mandarin fish)
Lineage: Eukaryota; Metazoa; Chordata; Actinopteri; Centrarchiformes; Sinipercidae
Gene: slc27a1a
Product: solute carrier family 27 member 1a
Exons: 13
Coding region: 472-2418 (648 amino acids)
Biological process (GO): phosphatidylethanolamine biosynthetic process; long-chain fatty acid import into cell; negative regulation of phospholipid biosynthetic process
Cellular component (GO): mitochondrial inner membrane; plasma membrane
Molecular function (GO): fatty acid transmembrane transporter activity; long-chain fatty acid transmembrane transporter activity; long-chain fatty acid-CoA ligase activity
Source: RefSeq, a predicted model, not a curated record
UGAGGAAGGCUCACGUCCGGGAUGGGCGGUGCUUCUUUGGCAAUGACUCUAUUCAAUAUGGAGUACAGAAAAUAGCCAGAUUCAUCCGCAUUUCACUGCUUUCAUUCACAUUUCGGUCAUUUUUGAAUGUCGGGCACAAAUUAUGAACUCUCCCCCAUAUUUGCCAAGCUACAGGACUCGCUCACGUAUGUUUGACAUAUUUCCAAAAAUCGUCUGAAUGUAAACGGUUUACUUGCCUAUUUAACAACAACCGCGCUGCCGAGCAGUAGGCUAAACUGUUUAACUGUUGCAACUUACAAACUACUGGUUUCCUUUAAAACGCGAGAUUGUAUAUCUUCUUCUGUCAACAUCCAGAGGAAGAUUUGAAUAGCUACUCGAUAGUUUCCGCGAAAGUAAUUAAGUAACAAGUUGUGCCGACCGGCGGGGUUAUUGGGUGAAAGGUGACAACGCUUCAGUCUAUUGACUCGUAGAAUGCACAAUGCGGCAAGUGUAUCAGCCUCUCUGGGGUCUAUGGGACUGUUGCGUCUCUUCGGGGUGUCCUGGUCCUGGAGUCUGGUAGCAGGCCUUGGGGUAUAUCUGGGCACAAGAAGCUGGAAAUACUUCUACAUUGCAGCACGCACCGCCAAGAGAGACCUCAAUGGCCUGUAUGUGCUGUUGAGAGUGAAGCUGGCUUUAUGGCGCUACAUGCGCAAUGGAAGUAACAUUCCUUCCAUAUUCACCCAGACAGUAAAACUCCACCCAGAUAAACCAGCACUGAUCUAUGACGCCACAGGGGAAACAUGGACCUUCACACAGCUGGACGAGCUGUCUAAUGCAGUGGCCCACUGGGCAAGAGGUCAGGGAUGGGUCUCAGGCGAUGUGGUGGCCCUCUUCAUGGAAAGCAGGCCAUUACAGGUGGCACUUUGGCUGGGCUUGGCCAAGGUUGGGGUGGAAGCUGCACUCAUCAACUUCAACCUCCGCCAUGAUUCCCUCCUGCACUGUAUCGGGGUGUCAGGGUCACGGGCUAUUGUGUUCGGAGCUGAGCUUGCUGAUGCCAUGUUGGAGGUCAGUUCCUCCUUCAGCCAGUCCAUGGUACGGCUCUGUACAGGAGACCUCAGUGCAGAACUUCUGGCCUGUCUGGGUGCUCAACCUCUGGACCCAAUUUUAGCCUCUGCACCUAGACAUCCCUCUUCACCUUGUGUUCCUCCCAAAGGCAUGAAUGACCGUCUAUUUUAUAUUUACACCUCCGGCACCACAGGACUACCCAAGGCUGCCAUUGUGGUACACAGUCGUUACUACAGAAUCGCUGCUUUUGGGUAUUUUGCCUUUCGCAUGCGCCCUGAUGACAUCGUCUAUGACUGCCUGCCUCUCUAUCACUCGGCAGGUAAUAUCAUGGGAGUUGGUCAGUGUCUGAUCCAUGGCCUCACUGUGGUAGUGAAGAAGAAAUUCUCUGCCAGCCGCUUCUGGGAAGACUGCAUUAAGUACAACUGCACUGUGGUGCAGUAUAUCGGCGAAAUCUGCCGCUACCUCCUGUCUCAGCCAGUACGGCCAUCAGAAAAAGGCCACAAAGUUCGGUUAGCAGUGGGAAACGGGUUGCGUCCCAGUGUGUGGGAGGCCUUCACAGAACGUUUUGGGGUGGCACAGAUUGGCGAGUUCUAUGGAGCGACUGAGUGCAACUGCAGUAUUGCCAACAUGGAUGGCAAGGUGGGAGCCUGUGGAUUCAACAGUCGCAUUCUCCCCAACGUGUACCCAAUCCGUUUGGUGAGAGUGGACGAGGACAGCAUGGAGCUGGUUCGAGAUAGCCGGGGCCUCUGUGUGCCUUGCCGCCCUGGGGAGCCAGGGCUUCUGGUGGGUCGUAUCAACCAGCAGGACCCAUUACGGCGUUUUGAUGGCUAUGCUAACCAGGACGCUACAAGGAAAAAGAUAGCUCACAAUGUCUUUAAGAAAAAUGAUUCUGCAUAUAUAUCAGGUGACGUACUGGUGAUGGAUGACCUGGGCUACAUGUACUUCCGUGACCGCGGCGGAGACACUUUCCGCUGGAGAGGAGAAAAUGUCUCCACCACCGAGGUUGAGGGCAUACUCAGCAGUCUUCUGGGUCAGACUGAUGUGGCUGUGUAUGGCGUGGCAGUGACAGGUGUGGAAGGUAAGGCAGGCAUGGCUGCCAUUGCAGACACUACAGGGAGUUUUGACUGCAACAGUUUCCUGCAGGAAGUCCAGCGAGCUCUUCCUCCGUAUGCUCGCCCCGUGUUCCUGCGAAUCUCCCCACAUGUAGACACCACAGGUACAUUUAAAAUCCAGAAAACCAGGCUGCAGAGGGAGGGAUACGACCCACGUCUCACCAAUGACCAGAUCUACUUUUUGAACACUAGAGCUGCGCGUUAUGAGGCUGUAGACGAGGAGCUAUACAAUGCUAUAGCGGAGGGAAGAAUGUCUCUAUGACGUGGAGGCCAUAGCAGGGCAGUCAUGGUGCCUCAGUUAAACACAUGCUGUAGAGAGAGGAUAGCGUGUGCUGAUUUCAGGAUCAGUCAGUCUUGGUAUACCACCUGCCUGGAUUUUAACUGUUCAGGUAACAGAGUUGAGAGGACUACUUACAUAGGCAGAGUAUUGUUAAAGAUGAUGUUUUAACACUGUGUGAGUAACAUAUCAGGACAUAAUGUGAGGGCAUUUAUUACCUUUUUAAUAACUUUUUCUUUUUAAAAUGAACACCUCAAAAAGCCGUUGAGCAUCACCGCACAUAGAGUGGGUAUCUUCCACAACCCAUUUGAAAUAGGAUACAUGUUACAGUAAUGUGGACAGCAAGGGGGAGUAUCAACUCAAACUUUGUUACAGGGUAUAUACCCAUUUAUGAAAAAUGCUGCCAGAAUAAUUUUGUGUAAGCUAUAGAGUUACUGCUGUGUGUUUGGAUGAGGCUGAAAGACCAGACUUCGACAUGCAGUACAUGUGGCUACUAGAUAAAACACUAAACAUAGUCUUUUUUUAAUGCAAUGGAAAACUAAUCUCACUUGUCAUAUUUGAACCUCUGACAGUGGCACGGGUUUGCAAAUACACAAAAGUUGUUACUGUAUGUGCCUUAUAUGAAACUUCCGAUCUGUUGAAAAAAAAUAAGUUUAAAUUAAGCUUUUCUUGGAAAGGAGCUCAAAAGAUUUUGGAAAUCACAGUAGUGAUUUUGUGUCAUGCAAAGCUGAAUCACACAUAGUGACUGUACAGUUCAUGUAACAAAUCUUAUCAGUAUAGUAAUAUAUAGGUGUUAAAGAUUGUGAAGCUAUUUACAAUUUCAGAUCUUCCAGGUUACAUUUUUUUUGUUGGAACUCAAAUUAAAUAUUUUAAAACAU